CUAGAAUUUUAUGUAUCGACAAAUUUGUUUGUUUUAUGAUAAACAAUUUAAAAAGUUUUAAUUUUCAGACAUGAAAGGUGAAUAUGUAGAACCCCAGAAUCGAAACACCAUCAACAUGUUCUCAAAGCUUCACCACCACCACCAUCAACAACAGCAACCUCAACACCAAACUCAUCCUUUCUCUUAUCACUUUCAACUCUCUCGCGAUUCUCAAAAGCCCGACUCCGAUGACACCACCCACACCCCUAACCAUGCUCCCAAGGAUCUUUCCACCACCACCGCCCAUAGUCCUUCUCUCCUCAGUGGUGGCAGCGGCGGCGGCUCUGCUCGUGGUGGUGAUGGAGCAAGCAUCGAAAUCGUGCGUAGACCGAGGGGUCGUCCUCCGGGUUCCAAGAACAAGCCCAAGCCACCCGUUGUUAUCACUCACGAGCCCGACCCGGCAAUGAGUCCUUACAUUCUGGAAAUCCCAGGGGGCAACGACAUCGUAGAAGCUGUCUCCCGUUUUUCUCGCCGCAAGAACAUUGGAAUCUGUCUGCUCACGGGAUCUGGGACCGUUUCUAACGUGACUCUCCGUCAACCUUCUUCGGCCACUCCAGCAGCCACCAUAACUUUCCAUGGCAUAUUCGACAUCUUGUCCCUCUCGGCUACAUUCCUGUCCCAAACGACGUCGUGCCACGUCCCCAACACGGUAUCCAUAUCUUUGGCCGGUCCUCAAGGGCAGGUCGUUGGAGGUUUCGUAGCUGGUCCCCUUGUAGCAGCUGGCAACGUGUUUAUAGUAGCUGCUACGUUCAACAACCCUUUGUAUCAUCGCAUACCCGGGGAAGAAGAAGGGAGGAAUACGGUCUCGUCUGGUGUUGCAGGUGGGCAGUCGCCGCCGUUGUCUGGUGGCGGUGGUGAUAGUAGUCACGGUGGUGGGGCAGAUUCUUGUGGGGUUUCGAUGUAUAAUAGCCAUUUGGGUGGAUCAGAUGUCAUUUGGGCUCCAACUGCGAGACCCCCACCGCCUCCACCGCCUUACUAAUGAGUUCAAAGAUUUAGCUUUUUUCAGCUUUAUUUUA
This is a messenger RNA of Hibiscus syriacus, 1055 nucleotides long. RefSeq names its product AT-hook motif nuclear-localized protein 17-like. NCBI's taxonomy places the organism in Eukaryota, Viridiplantae, Streptophyta, Magnoliopsida, Malvales, Malvaceae. Gene Ontology annotation, cellular component: nucleus. The record is from RefSeq and is a predicted model, not a curated record. The transcript has a single exon. The coding region runs from base 71 to 1018 and encodes 315 amino acids. Gene Ontology annotation, molecular function: minor groove of adenine-thymine-rich DNA binding; DNA-binding transcription factor activity.